GUAUCCACACCUCGGCAUCACCUGUGCCAUGGUGGGCACGUGGAAAGAUGCACCAGCUGGCAGCUGCAUGGCCUCCGCAUGUAGUGACGCGGGCAACACGGCCACACUGCUGAGUGGCUCAACGGCUUAUCCAGACAUGUGCAAGGCAGUGCCCACGACUACUACCGCCGAUGCAAGCGAAACUUCCAUGGCUCCGUCCCUCUUCAUGUCCGCUGCCUUGAGCGCUGCCUUUUCUUGCCUCUGUCUUUUUGGAAUCUGA
Messenger RNA from Symbiodinium necroappetens, 259 nucleotides. NCBI's taxonomy places the organism in Eukaryota, Dinophyceae, Suessiales, Symbiodiniaceae. The record is from the annotation of a GenBank genome assembly.